Messenger RNA from Phytophthora nicotianae INRA-310, 1891 nucleotides. RefSeq lists its product as hypothetical. Gene Ontology annotation, cellular component: vacuolar membrane. Gene Ontology annotation, molecular function: amino acid transmembrane transporter activity. Bases 325 to 1809 code for a protein of 494 amino acids. The transcript has 3 exons. NCBI's taxonomy places the organism in Eukaryota, Oomycota, Peronosporomycetes, Peronosporales, Peronosporaceae. The record is from RefSeq and is a predicted model, not a curated record. Gene Ontology annotation, biological process: amino acid transmembrane transport.
CUUGUAUCGACACUCGUCUCAAGUAGAAAAAAAGUAUAGCUCUUCCUUCAUCACUGCACGGGAACAUAUAAUGCAUGGAUGCACGGGCUUAUAAGGCGGGCGGGGCUAUGAUAGACACAACACGACUAGUACUGCACUUCAAUAUAAACAUGUUACCAAGAGACGGAGACAAGAUGGGGCUGAGGACGGCGUCCGAGAUCGUCUCUGCUUGAGGAGUUUUUGCAACAACCGGCGGCAUGGCAGCAACAUCGAAGCACUCACUUUUCAAUUCACCUCCUUCUGCUCAAGUCCACCUCGGUCAACUCGCUUGAAUCGUCGCAAAAAAUGGCAGGAGGCAAGUUCAUGACGCUCGAGGACUUCAAGAUCGCCUUCAACGUCUUCUGCUGCGUCUACGGCGUUGGAACACUUGGUAUGCCCGGCAACUUCUCCAGAGCUGGACCCUUGCUCGCCAUCAUCGCCAUGGCCUUUAUGGCGUUCGCUAACAUCUAUGCGUCCGUGGCAAUCUGCCGUGUCAUGCUGCUCGCGCCCAAGUCCGUGCGCACGUACGGUGACCUGGGUGCCUGGGCGGCCGGCAAGUGGGGUCACUGGCUCGCCGUCAUCUCGCAAAUGGCUUCGUGCUUGCUCGUGCCCUGCGUGUUCCUCGUUCUGGGCGGCUCGCUGCUUAACGGUCUCUUCCCGGGUGCCUUCAGUGACACCGUGUGGAUCAUCCUCAUGGCACUCAUGUGUAUGCCGGUCUGCCUCAUCCCGACUCUGAAGGAAGGAGCGGGUGCCGCGUUCGCCGGCUGCCUCGGUACUAUCAUCGCCGACGUUAUCGGCGUGGCAGUCGUCAUGCACGGCAUGCGCGGACAUCCGUCCGUGCCAGCACCCGAGCUCAAGUUCUCGCAGGUGGCCGGUGUGUUCGGAAAUCUGUCGCUCGCGUACGGCGCCGGUGUUGUCAUCCCGGCCCUGCAACGUCAGCACAGCGAGCCGAAGCGCAUGCCCCGUGUCGUCUUCUUUACGAUCACACUCAUCUCGAUUCUCUUCCUCGUGCUGGCCAGCACGGCCUACUCAUCCGUCGGCUGCCAGAUCACCGGCAACCUGCUCUUCUCCAUCUACCCGGACGCGGAUACGGGCCUCACCACGCUCGGUUUCAAGUCCAGUUGGGGUGCCGUCGUGCUCGCCUACCUCUUCAUGCAGCUGCACGUGACGAUCGCCUUCUCGGUACUGCUCAACCCGCCGUUCUACCUGGCCGAGCGUAUUCUACUCGGAAUGCACAAGAAGAAAGAGGGUGACAUUGAAAACGCCAUCACCUACGCCGACGCCUCCACGCCCGCCAAGGACUCGAUCGCCAACCCGUCCGUGAACGUGUCGGAGCGCCGUUCCAAGAUGUCGUACGUGUCGGUGGCUGAUGCCGAGAACCCGCACUACGGCGAUGAGGACGCCGAGACUGCCGAGUACCGCGGUGCCAACGCCAUUAAGUACGUGCUGCUUCGUGUGGCUAUCAUCGCCGUGCUGGUGAUCCUGUCCAUUGUUCUGAAGGAUCACUUCUCGGACCUGUCGGAUUUUGUGGGCGCCUCGUGCCUCUCGCUUAACAGUAUCAUCCUGCCCAUUGUCUUCCUGCUCAAGAAGUGCUGGGCAUCGAUCCCAAUGUACGAGAAGAUCCCGGCAAUUGCUGUCGUCGUUGUGUGCAGCAUCCUGGGCUGCUACGUGACGUACACGUCGGGUAAGACGCUGUUCUCACCCACGGAGUCAGACGCGGAGUUCCCGUACUGUGACUCGGAAUUUGAGAACAAGGUCUACUACAACUAUACCGCCGUGCAUGGAGCGUAAGUGUAUCCGCCAGUGUGAACGAUAGAUUUCUCUGUAGCUUCACUAUUCGUUACAUGCAAUAAAGUGUUUUGGUUUCAACUUC